This is a messenger RNA of Dreissena polymorpha, 1639 nucleotides long. RefSeq lists its product as uncharacterized. The transcript has 4 exons. The record is from RefSeq and is a predicted model, not a curated record. Bases 612 to 1535 code for a protein of 307 amino acids. Lineage: Eukaryota; Metazoa; Mollusca; Bivalvia; Myida; Dreissenidae.
CGGUUGUUAUCAAUUGAGUUUAGCUUAAAAUAUAUGUAAUUGGUUUCGGAUAAUCUUCUUCGUGUACACGAUGGGCAGGAAUUUAUACGUGUUUGUAUUUUUGCAAUGUUUUGUUGGUAUUUGCUGCGUGCAUGGAGUUUGCUGGGGCUGGGUCGGGGGCCAUUUCGGGGGCUGGUACUGGGGACCUGGGACAACAUGGUCGGAAUGCUCGUGCGGAGACUCAGGAUGUCAUCGAUCAAGAACGAGACAAUUUUGCUGUGAGGUGAACUUGGCAGGAAGAGAGAUGUCAUUGCAUAGACCGUUAUUAUGGGCCGUACUGCCAAUAUCGUGUUAACAAAUGCGAUGCAGUUCCAGCCGAUGUUAUUUUCGUUCUCGAUUCUUCGUUAAGCCAGACAGAGGAGCAAUUCAACAAACAACUGGACUUUGUAGCGAGAUUCAUAGAUGCAAGCAAUGUCAGUGUCACAGAAUUUCAAUUUGCAGUUGUGAUAUUUUCGACAAAUGCCGUCACGGAAGUUGGCUUCGACAAUUCCUUGAGUAAACAGGAUCUCACAACAAAGGCUAAGAAUAUUCGAUUCCGACCGGGCUCUACGUUCACCAACAAAGGUCUCGAAAUGGCCCGUUCAUUGCUCUCAACAAGGGGAAACCGCUUACACAGUCUCACAAUUGUGAAAUUUGUAUUUGUGCUAACAGACGGAAUGUCGACAAACAUGACAACGACUAAAGAGGCAGCUUUUAGACUGCAAGGGGAUGCAACUGUUGUCGCAAUAGGUGUUGGUCGUGAUGUUUCGCAUGCAGAACUAAAGUCUAUUGCGUCUCCUCCCGAUCCCGACGCAAACAGUUUGUCCUACGUGUACUCAGUAGCGAACUUUGACGCUAUCAAUGGGCUGAUAGAUCGACUUAUAGACGCGACAUGUGAAAAAUGUAGAGUGAGCCAUAUGACAGACAUAUUUGUUGUCAUUGAUGACUUAUCUGAAUCAGCGAUGAAUCAACAGGAGUUUGGUAGGGCUCUGAAUGGACUGACGUACAUCGCACAAUAUUUACCUGCCUAUCGGCAAGUGAACGGGCAAAAAGUUAACAUAACAACAAUUGGUGACUUGGGAUAUAGACAUACUUCAAUUCCUAAUGCCACUGAUCUCGACUCGUUGUUGAUGUCUAUUCAAAGCAUUCGUCAGCAGCAAUCAUUCUGCUAUAUAAAUGAGUGCGAAAAGGCAUUGGCGUUAAAUAUCUCAUCGGGUAUGAUUCAAAUAAUAAACAUCACGGGCCGAAAUAACGAUCAGCGUAAUAAUUCGCGAAAAAUAAUCGUUGUUUUUUCGUCUGGCAGAUUCACGGACAAGUCGCUGGUCAGGCUUGAACUACAGGACGCACUGAAUGAGUCGAAUAUCGACAUAUUUGCUAUCGGUCCUGGAUACGACACUGAUAUGGAAGGAUUGCAUGCUCUGGUCAAAGAACCUUUCAAUGUGUUUAGUCUUAUUGAUUACAACUUGGAAACAUUAGAUGUUUUAAAGUCAAAACUGUCGUAUAUUGUAUGUUCGUAGUGUAAUAGGGACGGUCUUCGUAAAAUACCUAUAUCAAUUUCCACUGAUGUACAACUCACACGUAUGAUUAUACUGACUCAGAUUGUAAUACAUAGAUCUAUGUA